AUGUUUAAUGUUCAAAUAGACAAAUUUGGCUGCUCUCUGAAAUACAGCAAAACAAAGAUGUCUUCGUCUAAGAGUUCAUCGAUAUAUGACUUUUUGGAAGCUUACAAAGAAAUUAAAGGGACAAAGCUCAAGCAUGGGUGUAAAUAAGGCUAGCCAGAAAGGCUAUAGAGGACGGAAAAAUUGGUUUAUGAGGAUGAAAAUGACCAAUGAAUCAAAGAUAAAAGAUGUUAUCUCUCAGAUCCAGUAUAUUCAUGAAUCCUCUGUCGAAAGUGCUGAGAGAUAUUACUCCAAAUCUUACCAUUCAAGUGAGUCCUCCAGAGUCUCUCUUAAAGAGGACCCUGUAGUCAAGAACCAUCAGAUUUCUCCUGCUAACUUCAGUCCAACCGUCAUGAAGAAGAUGAAAAGAAUUCAGAGAACCAUUCGAAAUAAGAAAGAGUUUAGAAGUGUUGGAAGAAAUUAUUUAAGGAAUAACCUGACUAGCUCCUUCCUCCCUAAUAGCCAAAACACUCUGUCUGCUCAGCGAGCGCUGAACUACUCAAGUUUCAAGACGAAGUCUCAAUCACCACCUCAGUACAGAACCCAUGUCUUUAAAUCUCAGAGGGAUCAGACAUUUCAGCCAUUUCUAACUCCUAGGGUUCCUUUAGAGGAGCUUGCACGAUCUAGAGUGCAGAAUGCCAUUCCUUCACUGAGAUGCUCAAAGAGGUUUUCAAGUUCGUUCUCCACGAAACCUAAAUGGAGUCAUAAUACAAAAGUGUCAAGGAUUGUCAGGAAAUAACCUGAAGGAGCCUGGGACUGCCUCGAUUACCGACACUCGGUUCGUCCCAGUGAACUUACAGAUACAGAGAAAGGAUAAUGAGAGCAAUAUGGCCCUUAGAAUCUUGACCAAGGAGCGUAAGAACAAGGUCAAAGAGAGCGAUAUCCCCCUCGAUGUGCUGUUCAACCAGGAACUUAAUGAUUAUAAGCUUGAGGAAGCAAGAGCGCUUCAGAAGCCCAAACCCAUAGUCUUCAGAAUUUCUCAGGUUAAAGAAUCAAAAGGAAAAGGCAUGAUCGGCAAAGUCCGCUUCGAGAUCGAAGGCGGAGGCAAGCCCAUUGAUGCCAAUUUUGUUAGGAAAUAACGAAAUAGAGUUCUUCGAGUUCGUUGAAGGGUUUAAUGACAACUAUGUAAAAUAGCCAAACUAAGAAAUCAAGCAGGAUCUCUGUAGCCCACAGACCGAGAGUGAGCCUAGUGAAGAAGUUCUCCAGAAUAUACACAGGAAUGGAGUUCAAACUUAAGCUAAAUAGAGGAGUUACCUUUAAAAAUCCAAAACAAAGCAACGAGAAUACUAUUAGUAUCUCUGAGUACAGUUGUGACACUGAUAAGUCAGGCCCAUCAUCUAAGUCGAGGGCUUCUUCCCUAAUGAAGAUGAGACUCUCCAGAAAGUCUAUCAUAUCUAGGUCUUCGAUUAAGAAAAUAAACUACAAGGAUUCUAAAUAAGAGAAUUCUUGGGUCUAAGCGGAAUACUAGUUUUAAAAAUUAUAAGAGAAAUAGACAGCCUUCAGAUGAUAACUCAAGUCAAGUCUCACUAGAUGUAGUCGAAGAGAAGAGUUAUAUUUCAGAGUCAGAAUCUGAGGAUAGCCAGAAGACUAAUUCAGUUAUGACUAAUAAAGACUUUGAAUUUCCAAAAGCGAAGCUGAAUAGUAGUAUACUAGAAUCAAAUUUAUUAUGCCCAUCACCAGAGAUACGGAAGACUCCUAACCUGAGGACUACCUCCAAUAAAAUCAAGCCUGUGAAUCAGAAGAAGUUUCGUUCACGAGCAUCCAUGAUUCCGAAGAAGUUGCAGCCAAGGAAAACCCUGAUUCAUCGUGGCUCAAUCCUGAAGGAUUUCGCAAUGAAGAACAUAAAUAUCAUCCGAGAGAGCUCCUUUGACCAAUCUUCAUCAGUUUCAGAAAUGCGAUCUGAUGCCAUGGCCAGCAUCGCCAGGAUUAAUGAGAUCUAUUCGCCUAGGAGCUCCAUAAAGAAGCAAAAGAAGAACACUAGGCAGAAAGGCAUAUACCUCUUUGAUAUUGAAAUGCAAGAUAAGAUCAUUGAUGCAACUGUCGAUCUUUCUGGGCUGAAUAGGGAUCAUAGGUUUGUUAAGCCAAGCUCUGAAACCAAGCAAAAGAAUCUCUGUCUUGCUUCGAAGCAAUAUGGCAGCAAAUGGUUUGUCCCUCCAAAGAAAUGGAAACAGAUUUUUCAAAAAGCUCUUCUGCAGGAGGAAGCUAAUGGGAAUAAAUCCUUAAAGACAAAUAUCGCACUUACAAACAUGAUUGAUAGGAUUAAGGGAGUAUCAAAGACUCGACCUGUUUCCCCGUUGAGCCCACCUUAUAUCCCAGAGCCUGCUCCUAAGGAUGCAUCGAAGAUUGAUGUAGUAAAGAACUUCCAAGAGGAUAUUUCAAAGUUGAUGGAAGAACAAAAAUAAUUUCUGUUGUAAUUU
Moneuplotes crassus is the source of this 2453-nucleotide messenger RNA. NCBI's taxonomy places the organism in Eukaryota, Ciliophora, Spirotrichea, Euplotida, Euplotidae. The record is from the annotation of a GenBank genome assembly.